GCAAUGGUAAGUGUUCCAUAAUGUAAUGUGAAAUGUAUCAGUCAAAAUAGAUGCGCAGCUAUGGAUAUAUAUACAUGUCUUGCAGCCACCAGAAAGCAGACUGCAUCCAUGGGUACUGGUGGGGGACCGGUGCCGGAGGAGCUCACACCAGCUGAGAUCCUGGCCCUUGGGAUAAAUAAUGGGCCCAAGAUAGUUGGGAUCGAGGUGGGGAGCUCCUCCAACCCUUUGGCCCCAGAGAUCCGGGCCCCAUAUGUUGAAGGUAUUGUCAAUCACUGCCCCUAUUCUGGUGACAGACCCUCAUUAGGGAUAACUAACUAUGCACCUGUGUGUCUGAUAGUGACAGGGGAUCAAAUUAUUCUCCUUGACCCACCACAAGUGCACAUUGAAGAUGCAGCCGGGACCCAAGUCGACCCAGGAGAAGGCCCGAGCCAACAGCCACAUGAUGAUGAUGAUGACUAUGACGAUGAUGAAACACUCACCGGUCGAGACACUGAGCUCCAAGAUGAACCUAGGCCUUCCCCAGCUGGCAAGAGGACUACAUCUGCUGGACAAAGUGAAUAUCUCCUCCAUGCAACGGAGUAUAAGAGGCUACAGAUUAAGAAGAUCAAACUUGAGGUCAGGAAGAUGGAAAAGGAUCCUGACCUGCGUGACCCACCAACAUAACAUUCAAAUGUUUCAACACUACUAUGUCCUGUCUCACUUAGUCAGAGACACUGAACUUUGGUUUUGAUUGAUAUCACCUGCAGUAAAUUGUAGAAAAAGAUUCUAAAAAUGGAUUUAAGAAUUGAGCUCUUCAAAUUAAGCAAAAUGUGCAUCCCUAUAGAGGUCCCUCACGGCCCUCCCAUCCAUGUCCUCUGGCAUGGGAUUGGGGCCCUCCCAUCUCUCCUCCAGUGUGACGUCCAGGAGCCUCUCCCUGCGGAUGGUUGCGAUAUUAUGGAGGAUGGCACAGGCCACCAUGAUAUCGCAGGCACGUUCUGGAGAAACCCUCAGGUAUUUCAGACACUGGAACCUGUAGGUAUUGGAGCAAAAAGACAUUUGAAACUGUAGGGUUGUCUGGGCAGUAUUGUAGUUUGAAGGCUAUUAUCUGAAUAUGAGGCUGAACCUGGACUUUAGUUGGCCAAAAACCAUCUCAAUUCGUGCCCUGGUGGAAUUGAGGGCACCGUUAAAGGCCUCCUCUGCCUCAGUCCCUGGAUCGCUGUAUGGCGUUAAAAGGUAAGGAAGACGGGGAUAACCCCUGUCUCCAAGGAGGAUACCUUCAAACUCCCCUGCAGGGUGAGAAAGGAAUGAAUGUCAUGUACGUGACAUGACACAUUGAAACAUAAUGAAUGUUAAUGUUAAGAUAUUCUCUUACUUUGAGCAAGCCUCUGUGCCACUGAGCUUGACCUGAAGAUUCUGGCAUCAUGUACCCCCCCAGGCCAUUUUGCCUCGAUGUUUGUGAUUAAAUAAUUGGCAUCACAGAUCAUCUGUCAGCAUGUAGGGUAACAAUCGGUUAUGCUUGAGACUACUGUUGGGACAAUCAUGGCUUCAGUAGUAGGCUACAUACCUGUACAUUCAGACUGUGGUGAUUUCUCCGGUCCACAUAAUCUCUUUCCACUGGUCCGGAUGGGGCCACAAUUCUCACAUGGCUGCAAUCAAUGCAGCCAAGGACAUUGGGGAAGCCUAUGUGGAAAAAUGAAGGUACAACAUCAUCAACCUGUGGGCCACUUUACACUUUCCAUCAAAUGCAUUUGAAUGUCACAAACCUGCAAUUGCAUAGAAUGUCUCCUUGAUCCGCUGUGGGUCAUGAUGGCCAGGGAAGGUGAUGUAGAUGUUAAGGAACUGCUCAAGGGCCAGGUAGACUGCUCUUACCUGUAAUGUGUUUGCUCUGUGUCAUGUUUAAUGUAUAAAUAUGAAAGAGAACUAUGGAAAUUACUUUAUUUAAAUAAGUAUAUUACUUCAUUGCCAUCUGUCUCUGUUUCCAAUUAGUCAUGGCCUAUGACAAUAUGACAUCAUGGACACCCUCAUGUGAUAAUCACAAAUGAAUAGAGUACAUAUAAUUGUUACCUCUCUGCAAACAGUUACCUUGCUUAACUUCUCAGCAUCACCAACACUGUAGAGAAAUGUACCGCUGGCAAAGAACCGCAGUGCAAUACAGACUGACUGCACAGUGAUCAGAGACUGGCUGCGGCGAGUGACCCUCAUAAUGUGUGGUUCAAGCAAACUGCAUAAAUACACAAUGCUUUGCCUGCUGAACCGGUACCUCUCCCACAGGUACGCAUCUGUGUGGGUCAACGGGUUGGUCCUGUCCUGGAAGACCCUUGGUGCUGGUGGUGGUCGGAAGGCCCUUCCCCAUGCCGCCUGAAGAAGACCGAUUGCAGGACAGAGAAAGGCGACUAGAGCAAAGACGGCAACAGGUGAGAAGUCAUGUGAUUAAUUAGUCUUGUAGUCAACUAUUGCUUGCCGACUAAAGCAUAAUCCCUCCACUUAUUUCAGGAUUUGGAAGCGGUCCCUCCAAAAAAAUUUAGCUAUUCAGAAUCUGUUUCCGAAGUAUCAGGUAUUGUUCAAAGCAGUAUUAUUGUACACACAUCCAUCAAUGUUGUAGAGGUGGUUUUACAGUCAUUCUCCAUUUUCGUUAAAUGAGUAUACUUAAAAUCUGCUACUGAUCUUUUUUACAUCUUGCAUUGUUAUUGUGCCUAUAACAACCACAGUGUUUCCUUUCUAGAGGACGCUGAGACCUAGACCGAACAGGGAACGGGUUAUGUUGUCUGUUGUGGGCGUUUCUUAGUUCACUGUUUUCUGCCUUCUCCAACCUUUAUUAGGGCCCGACCACCAUGAAAGGUGACAUGUUUGAUCAUACCACCAGGAGAGCGAAAUACCUUGAUACUUGCCAUUGUAAAACAUUCAUGGAAGCUUAAGGAAUGUACUUGACUAGGCUAUAACAUCUAUCUUUUUUUUCUCUUUACAGAUCAAACAAGUUUAGGCCAGGGGUAAAAAUAAAAAUCAAUGAUGCAAAGUCUUCUGUCUUAGGUUUAUUUGACUUACCUAAUAUAAUUGAGUGUACAAAAUAAUGUGUCUAUGUAUAUACGGUUUGUCAGUCUCAGGAAAAUACUAUGAUGUAUGUAUGUAUGUGUAUAUAGAGAGAGAGAGAGAGUCAGGUUAAAUGCAGUUCAAAUUCAUUCAUUAGUCUUCUUUCUAAUUUUUCCGUAUUUCUCGUAGUUUUUCAAAUC
Messenger RNA from Perca fluviatilis (European perch), 3206 nucleotides. RefSeq lists its product as uncharacterized. NCBI's taxonomy places the organism in Eukaryota, Metazoa, Chordata, Actinopteri, Perciformes, Percidae. The coding region runs from base 61 to 663 and encodes 200 amino acids. The record is from RefSeq and is a predicted model, not a curated record. The transcript has 6 exons.